Lentinula edodes (shiitake mushroom) is the source of this 5331-nucleotide messenger RNA. Its product is annotated as Dopey, N-terminal-domain-containing protein. Gene Ontology annotation, cellular component: trans-Golgi network; endosome. Bases 1 to 5331 code for a protein of 1776 amino acids. The record is from RefSeq and is a predicted model, not a curated record. Lineage: Eukaryota; Fungi; Basidiomycota; Agaricomycetes; Agaricales; Omphalotaceae. The transcript is spliced from 21 exons. Gene Ontology annotation, biological process: Golgi to endosome transport.
AUGGCAAAUCCUAAUGGUGUCGUCGCGCAAGCAGUAGUGGCCCAGCAGACUUUUGCUUCAGAUCCUAAAUACAAGAAGUACACUCAACAAGUCGAGAAGUGUUUGAAUUCGUUUGAUAAUGUCCAUGAAUGGGCGGACUGUAUAGCGUUUCUCAAGCAAUUGCUAAAGACGUUUCAAGCAUACAUGCAAUUUAAGGAGAUCCCACGCAAGUUGAUAGUUGCCAAACGGCUCUCGCAAUGUCUAAACCCCGCUUUACCAACUGGAGUUCACCAGAGAGCGUUAGAUGUAUAUUCUCAUAUCUUAGCCGUCCUCGGAUCGGAAGGUUUGAAGCGUGAUUUACCAAUAUGGUCCUCGGGCCUGUUUCCCUUUUUCGAGUACGCUGCAACAUCGGUAAAGCCGACUCUACUCAAUCUCUACGACACACACUAUCUUCCCCUGCAAGCUGGACUUCGACCCGUCAUGAAAUCAUUCAUUCUCGCACUAUUACCAGGUCUAGAGGAGGAGACAGGAGAAUUCUUUGAAAAGGUCAUCAGUCUACUAGAUCGACUAUCCGGAACAGUCUCUCCCUCCUUCUUCUUCCAAAACAUUUGGCUCGUCAUGUUGACAACUCCCUCCGCCCGAGGAACUGCAUUGAACCUUCUUUCCCGGAGACUACCACAACUUCAUGGGUUGGAAGACAUCACUUCCAUUGUGGGUUCUGAUAUAGGUCUGAUGAUUCGUGCGUUUGCGGCUGCUUUAGAAGAUGAAAACUUGCUUGUUCGGAGGAGUGCGCUGGAUCUACUUCUACAAUCUAUGCGCGUCGAUAGUAGUGCUGUCAAACGGGCGCAAGCAGAAGACAGGUCAAUUUUGAUGCGCGCAGCUAUUAGUGUUGUACUUCGACGUGAUUUGUCACUAAAUCGGCGGUUAUAUUCUUGGUUGCUGGGACCAGGCGAUAAAAGCGAGCAGCAGAUCGAGUACUUGAAGGAUAACUCGCUGGAAUUGCUUCGGAGUACGCUAAAGGAGGAUAUGCUUUCGCCUUCUGGGGAGUACUCAGAGUCUAGGCCGUUCAAGAUCUUCAUCUCAUUGCUGGACAAGUGGGAGAUUGGAGCUGCACUGUCGGAGGUGUUGAUUUAUGAUUCGUUCAAGGCUGUUAAGGUUCUGGUGAAUGGUACAUCAAGAGGACAGGAAGAUAUAUCUAUGACUGCCAAUACUCUGUACGAAGCUGUGGAACCGCAUAUCAUUUGGAGACGACUUCUGAGUGUUGUAUUCCAAGAAAUUGUUAGUGGCGAUCAACAAUUUGAGGCUAUCGACAUGAUCAUUUUCAUACUCAAUACAUUCUCCCAAGAUGAAGAAGUUCAAACCAUACAUUUUCCACUUAUUUUCGCUGCUAUUGUGGAUCUUCUUGAGAUUCAAGUCCAACGAGAACCUUCGAAAGCCUCAUCUCCCUCCAUGAAAGCGAGCUUGAUCCUCCUCGAAGCAAUACUGUUCCACAUACCACACAUCACAUUACUAUCACGCCCCGAAGUCAAGUCCGACCUACAAACAGCCAGCGAUACCGAACGACCUUACAUCUUUGCAUGCAUUUUCUACGACAUCAAACCACUCCUUGAUCCUCCUGUCCCCUCCGGAACGUACACAGUACCUUUUUGCUCUGCAUUCGAGAGCUUAAUCACUAUGAGUAUGGUUUUCAGUCAGACUUUGACGAAAGCAACGGGGACUGGUACUGCCGAUUUUGCGCAGCUACGUGAGAUUUUCUCGUCGUCGCUGACGUUGAUCGACCGCUUGGUCAGUAGACUCAGUUCGUCUAUCAAGUUGUUUUGGGAGCCUAAGAGGUGGCUGUCUGUGGUUUUGGAUAGUCUGCAAGAAAAGACCAACUUCACCGUCGUAGACAAAACGAUCUCUCUGAUCGUCCUCCUCCAGCAAACAUCUGAUCUCACACCCAACUUUUCCGUCGACGAUCGAUCCACUAUGUCCAAAAUGAUUAAUUGUUUGUUAUCGUAUCUUCGACCGGACUAUGCAGUAUAUCAUGUUCGUGCUGUCAAUCUCAUCUGGAGUCUCGACGCCGCUACAACUAGAUCCCACGUCGAGAGCAUCUUGGCCCAAGCUAUGAAUUCAUCGGAGUCGAGGAACGUCCAAGAGUCCUAUGAGGCUUUUGGUGUACUUUGGAGGCUUACUGAGGAUAAUAUGCUUCCUGGCUUCCGGUUCAAGGUCCCGAUGAUGAUCGUACUGGACACCUUGAAGAACGAGGAACCGAACCUUCGACGAAUUGGCGAGACCUGGAUGAGAUGUAGUUUGAAAUCAUAUCUUCGCGUACUCGAUCCUAUUCUGUUCGAACUCAUGGACCCUUCGAUCCGCCGGUCAACAUCGACCAUGAAAGUGAAGGGUAAAGAGAUUCCCGGGUUCACAUAUGAACGUCCGUUCGACCAACGGUACAUCAAUCACCUUCUCGAUAUGCUGGCAUCCGUAAUACGGAUUGGCGGGCAGGGCUUUGUGAAGACUGCACGGAUGUCUGGAAUCAAACGAUCUCAUCAUUCUGGGCUUGUGACUAGAGUGGAAGCAGCUGGUUUCCCAGACCCCGAUGUCAGCUAUCUAGAGGUCUUAGUUGAGCUUCUAUUGCAUUACCUUCAAGCCGAACCAAAGGCAUCCUGGGCACCCACCAUGCAUCCUCAAAAUCUUGUCAUACAAUCAACUGUUGUAGAUCUCCUCCAAGCCAUCAUCGCCCGCGGAGAAAUCAGCGGCGUUUCAAUUGACGUCGUCGAAGCAGCCGUCAUCGGCAAACUCUACUUUUGCAUCCACACAGAUCGACCAGCUCUCCAAAAUAAACUCCUCCAUCUCCUUCAUUCGGUUAUAUCUGCCUCCAUCGCUACGGAUGAACCCGCUAGGCGAAUAACGGUGGGAAAUCAGCGCCCGGAGGAGUCUCUGACUAGUGGAGAUGUUGAUGAGCACGCUCGCGGAUAUUCAAUGAAUCCGUUACUGACACAGACCCUCGUCGAUGGAAUCAUAACUCCAACGAAUCAAUCGGUUCUUCAACACUGGUUGGACUUUGUGUUAAUGGCUAUACCACAAUUUCAACCUAUGUUACAAGCGGUCGUCGCACCCCUCAACGAAUGCGUGGGUAGAAAGCUCCUAAUGUCCUUAAAGGACCUCCUGAAGGCAUCGAAAAGGGAAGAGGAAUUUUCGUCCGACAUACAUUCUUCCACGUCUGAUGCGGAGUUUACUAUGCUGCUCAAUGGUCUGGAACGAUUAAUCUUGCUGAGCUUGACCUACACUUCAGAAGUAAACCUGAUGGAGGAUGAUGCGUCGAUUAAUGCGGAAAAGGCCGUAGAGGGUAGUGGCCUUCUAGGUUAUGUGUCAAAUGUUUUCAGUUCGGAUACUACUCAGCAGUCGAGCGAUGAUCAGUUAACGGUUCGAUCAUUCGCGUAUCAUGCAUUGAACGAAGGUGUUCGUGUCUUGUACCUCAUAUGGGGUACACUGGAAUGGACAGAGCCGGAAGAAACCACAUCACGAGAUGAAUCAUUGGCCCUCAUAUACAACCGUACACGGACGCGCUGUCGCCGAGUACUCGAACAUAUAUUCCGUGUUCAAUCAGUGGAAGUCUUUGAGUCUAUAGUGGACUGCUGGAACCGAGAUAUGUUUGAAUACCCAGUGUCUGCCAACGCACCUUUCGAACUCGUUGACGUGCUUGUGUCAAGUGCGCAGAACGUUGUGCAUAUGAUUUGCGAAAGCAUAUCCUUACGUAUGUCAUCUUCUGAGAAACGAAAGCAGUCCAUAAAUCUUGACUUGACUGAUGGGGUAUUGUUCAAGUAUCUUGAGCUAUAUCUCAAACGAUUGGAAGGACCUCUUGCAAUACAGGUAUGGGGAAGGUUCUUACAACUCGCCAAGGAGAUAGCUGGUAGUACCCGGGACUUCAAACCACAGACCUUCCCUACUCUCCGAUGUGCGACUGUGCUGGCUGAGAAAAUAACACAGACAACAGCGAUGGAGGACAAACGUAUACGCAAAGAACUACAGGACAUCUUCACCAAAUUGCUUGAUUCAUCUGUCGGCUAUGUUGGACGGACUUAUGGUUCUAGUUCAUGGAUUCGUCGUUCCGCCAAUGAAGCUCUAUCAAGUAACGGAAGAGACUCCCCUGCUCCUGUCUCUCGAGAUACGAAAGUAGAUGAGAAAAUGAACGCAAGUACAACCUCAUUUGCACCUGACACACCCAGACCUGGUGCAACGAACGAGGUCGCCAUCCAGAUCAAUGAGUUCAUUGCCACAGUCGCGUUACCGCUCAUGCGGGGCAUACUAAUGGACAACGACAAGGUUUCCAGUGCAUGCGCUAAUAUUGUUUAUUAUAUCGUCAGUCCAGCGCUGAAGGGAAAGACGAAACCUCUGGAGGUCGAUCAAAUUGUCGUGACUAUCAUUUAUGAGAUGUCGAAGAUUCCUUCUGCAUUCAAAACAUGGAAAUCGCCUGUGACAGAGCUUCUGAAUGAUAACAAAGUCUUUAAUGGAGCACCAGGCGCUGCGGAGUCCUGGAAGCCUAUAGUCAAGACCGUCUUCGAUACUGACAAAACUUCUUUUCCUGAGUUGCUGACAUUUUUUGAAGAUAAAAUCUCCACCGCACCCUCGGCGAAUAUCUUUACAAAUCGCGAGUACGAGAUGCUUGUUCGAUCAUUGAAUCUUCGAAGAUUAUCUUUCGUGUUGAUGGCGGGUGACAAGAACCAUUAUUUAACCGUUUUACCCUCUAUACAAGAGAAGCUUGUUGACGUUUUGCGCAACGUAACAGCUCCUAUAGUCCAGAGUGAGGUGUAUCUUUGUAUCCGGGUCCUCCUCUGCAGACUCUCGCCGCAUAACUUGACCAGUUUCUGGCCUGUGCUGUUAACUGAACUUUACCGCAUCUUUGAACAAGUCAUGCUGAACCUUCCGUCAGAUGGAUCUGAAGAUCUUCCACUCGUUUUGGCUGCUUGUAAAUGCCUCGAUCUACUGAUUGCAAUACAAACGGCGGAAUUCCAGAUACACCAGUGGAUGUUUGUGACGGAUACUGUCGAUGCGAUAUAUCGACCGAACGAAUGGUCCCCUGAGGCGAUGAUGGACCAACUCGCGGAGAUUGCUGCAAGUCUUCCUAGAACUUCAACAACAACCAAUGGAGGAACCAGUCCCGCGCCAAAUGUCCCGACAUUCACUCCGCAUCGGCCGAUGCGUCGACCAAUGUUGACUUCUAUUCGUCAGAUUGAUAGUAUUCGGGAUCUGGUACCGUUCUUCAGCAGCGUCAGCAUCACGACGUACGAAAGCGUAUAUGCAAGUAACGGCAGCAUAGAUUGGGAUGCGAUAGAAAAGGGGAUUAUGGAUGAUAUGUUUGAUGGACGAUGA